This is a messenger RNA of Saccostrea echinata, 1121 nucleotides long. RefSeq names its product sperm-associated antigen 7 homolog. The record is from RefSeq and is a predicted model, not a curated record. The coding region runs from base 54 to 812 and encodes 252 amino acids. The transcript is spliced from 7 exons. Lineage: Eukaryota; Metazoa; Mollusca; Bivalvia; Ostreida; Ostreidae. Gene Ontology annotation, molecular function: nucleic acid binding.
CUCGGGAACUUAGUUUCUGAAGGUUCUCUAAAAUAUUCAAUAAAUUCAAUAAAAUGGAUCUACUUGGUUCCAUUCUUGGCAGCAUGCAAAAGCCGCCUACGAUGGGCGAUGCAGAAAGGAAAAAGGCAAGAGAGCAAAAGGCUUUACUUGAGAAACAACAAGAAAAAGAGAAGAAAAGUUUGCAGGAAUUCAGAGAAAAGAUACAAAAAAGAAUACAUGAUUUCAUUAAAGAUGGAACAAAACAGAAGAGCAAAUUUGAACCAAUGGACAAAGGAUGGAGAGCCAUAGUUCAUGAAGUUGCCGAUGUUGCAGGAUUGACGUCUUUUUCCUUUGGUAUAGAGGAACAGGACAGAUAUGUCAUGGUUUGGAAGAAGGAGUUUGCUCCAACUGAUGAUGAGGUAAAUGCUCUGAGGGCUGGUAAAGAAUGGGAUCCAGAAAAAGCCAAAGAACUGGAAAAACAAAGGGAACUAGAAAGACUAAGUGCUGAGGAAAACUCAUCAUCUCAGAAGAAAAUAAUUCCUAAUUCUAACUACAAAGACAAGUACCGACAUCUGAUUGGUGACGAAGCAGCAAAGAAGGCCGCAAAACAGACAACGGCCAACAGGUCAUACGGAUUCGUGCCAAGUGAGAAUAAACGAGACCAUAGGACAAUAGAGGAAGUGUUAGCAGAAACCAGGGCUAAGAAAAAACUUAAAACAGAAGCCCUGAAAAGUCCUGUCGGUGGUCCUGUUGUGGAGGAGUGUAGCUCCCUCACUGCAAACUCUGGGGGGCAAACUUCAGAAUCAACAGAAACUAAGUCCACCAGUGUAUGACCCAUAAUAUAUAUACAAGACCAAUGAUUUUCCAUGUGUGAUGACGUUUAUAUUUUUUUAAAAUUUGUUUUCCAGACUCUGUUUUAAUUUUUUCAUACUUAUACACUUUUCUAAAUACUUUAAAGUUAAGUUUUGAUUCCAUUUAUGAUGAAUGCAUUCAGGAAUAUAUUCAUGUGUAGCACUACUCAUUAAAGAUAAGAUUCAUUGCAUGCAUUAAAGUUAUGCAUCCAUCUGUAAACCAGUGUUUAGAAUGCAACACAUACUGCAGUGACAGUUUUUAUCAGAUUUCAAUAAAACUUUGUACAAUUG